Molecule: messenger RNA, 4513 nt
Organism: Myxocyprinus asiaticus (Chinese sucker)
Lineage: Eukaryota; Metazoa; Chordata; Actinopteri; Cypriniformes; Catostomidae
Product: mast/stem cell growth factor receptor kita-like
Exons: 21
Coding region: 18-2882 (954 amino acids)
Biological process (GO): positive regulation of receptor signaling pathway via JAK-STAT; protein phosphorylation; B cell differentiation
Cellular component (GO): signaling receptor complex
Molecular function (GO): transmembrane receptor protein tyrosine kinase activity; cytokine binding; ATP binding
Source: RefSeq, a predicted model, not a curated record
UCAGUCGUGCAAACAGAAUGGCUCACGUUUGGUUUCUACGCACAGUUCUACUUUUAUUCAUUUUACCUGGAGGGUGGUUUAAACCUGUUAUCACUCCAGAUGCCCCUCAUCUGGUGAUACUCAAAGGUGGACAACUGGAACUCCGUUGUCAUGAUGAUGCAGAGGCAAGCACGGGCAAGGUGCAGUGGCUGCGGGAAAAGGGUCGGCGGAUCGAUGGGGAGCGAGAGGAAGAUGGAGCCAGUGUCAUCCUUCUCGCUUUCACACAGAUGCAGCAUAUGGGCCGUUACACCUGUGCGAACACACAAACGGGAGCGAAGAGCUCCAUCUACAUCUAUGUGAAAGAUUUGGAGAAUGCAUUCGUGCGCUCCAUGGUGAACGGUCUUCUGGUGAGGGAAGGAGAGGACUGCACUCUACCUUGUUUAGUAACAGAUCCAGCUGUCAGCCACCUGUCCUUGCUGACCUGUGCUGGCUCCGCCCUGCCUGGCGGUCUCAACUACACCACGCAUCCUCAGAGAGGGAUCACAAUCAGAAAUGUCUCCAAAGCCUUUGAGGGCUGCUACAUUUGUGCAGGGCAGAUGGAUGGAGUACCAGUGGAAUCAAGCCAGUAUAACUUGGAUGUGCGGCUAGUCCCAGCGACAGUGCCAGCAGUUAGCCUAUCCAGAUCAGAAAAUGUGAUUCUGAUCCAGGAUCAGGAGUUUGAGCUCAGCUGUAGUACCAUCAACAUCAACCAUGAUUUCCACCUCAGCUGGAGCAUCCCUUCUGAAGCGAUUGCACUGGAGACCCAUAACUCUCACAUCCUGCCUGGUUCUCGAGGAUAUCAGCGCUCAGCAACGCUCUGGAUUAAAUCUGUGAAGAUGAGCGACUCAGGAGUCUUUCGCUGCCAAGCGCAGAACGAGAGGGGCGUCUCCAUGGCAACUGUCAAUCUGGAAGUUUAUGAGCGUGGUUUCAUUAACCUCACAAAGGGAGAGGACAGUGUGGUGAGAGAGGGUGAAAGCUUGACUCUGAGUGUGGAGAUGAUGUCAUACCCCAAACCCAGUGAUGUGUACUGGACCUACAACAACCAACAGCUCAAAAACACAUCUGAGCAUGUCAUUACGCUUCAGAACCAGCAGUACAGGUACAUCAGUGAACUAAGGCUGGUUCGAGUUCAUGGGUCAGAGGGUGGGAUCUACACUUUCUCAGCCUAUCACAAAUAUGCAUCUGUCAAUCAGUCAUUCACCGUCCAUGUAAUAUGUAAACCUGUGAUUGUUUCCCAGGAGGGGCCGGUUGAUGGACAGGUGAGGUGUGUUGCUUCAGGAUAUCCUGUCCCCAAAAUAUCUUGGUAUUACUGCGAGCCGCCACAUACACGGUGCUCCCACCUGUUGAACGCGACACAGGCAGAUGAGGAGGUUGCUGUGAUAACAGUGUCAGGGUCAGAGUUCGGACGGAGCGAGGUGGAGAGUCGACUUAAUGUCAGCAAAGGGAAAUAUCACACUCUUGAGUGUGUGGCAACAACGCAGGGCGAGCAGGCCUACACUCUCUUUUCCAUUAGUGAACGAACUGUACCUCAUAAACUCUUUACACCUCUGUUGUCUGGUGUUGUGUCUACUGCUGUUCUGCUUAGCUUCAUUUUGGUGGUUCUGCUCUACAAAUACAUGCAGAAACCCAAAUAUGAGAUCCACUGGAAGGUGAUAGACAGCUUUGAUGGCAACAAUUAUACCUACAUAGACCCUACGCAGCUGCCUUAUGACCCCAAAUGGGAGUUUCCACGAGAAAGACUGCGUUUUGGAAAAAUUCUUGGAUCUGGAGCAUUUGGUAAAGUGGUCGCGGCGACAGCAUAUGGACUCUGCUCAGCAGACACAGUGACCACUGUUGCUGUAAAAAUGCUAAAAUCGAGCGCUCAUUUGACUGAGAAAGAGGCUCUAAUGUCUGAGCUGAAAGUUCUGAGUUACCUUGGCAACCAUAUAAACAUUGUCAACUUGCUUGGAGCCUGUACAGUAGGAGGCCCUACUCUGGUGAUCACAGAAUACUGUUGCUAUGGUGACCUGUUGAACUUCCUUAGAAGAAAGAGGGAUGCAUUUUUCAGUUCCAAAACAGGAGAUGGAUAUUACAAAAAUUUGCUCAGCCAAACACAGCCUUCAAGAGAAGCCACUGAUAAUGGUUACAUGCCCAUGAGGUCGUAUCAGAAGAGAUCAAAUCAGACAGAAUGGUGUGAUGAUAAAGAUGAUCUCUCUUUGGAUACUGAAGAUUUACUCAGUUUCUCAUAUCAAGUGGCUAAAGGCAUGGACUUCCUCACAUCCAAAAAUUGUAUCCACAGAGAUCUGGCCGCCAGGAACGUUUUACUGACUCAGGGUCGGUUAGCAAAGAUAUGUGACUUUGGUCUGGCUCGUGACAUCACUAGAGAUUCCAGCUAUGUCCUGAGAGGAAAUGCAUGUCUCCCAGUGAAGUGGAUGUCCCCAGAGAGUCUGUUUUCUUGCGUGUACACAUUUGAGAGUGAUAUCUGGUCCUACGGCAUCUUACUGUGGGAGAUCUUCUCUCUUGGUAACACACCAUAUCCUGGAGUUCCAGUUGGAUCCACAUUCUAUAAGAUGAUACAAGAUGGAUAUAGAAUGAGCGAGCCUGAGUUUGCCCCAAGUGAAAUUUAUGAGGUAAUGAGAUGGUGUUGGAGUGCUGACCCCCUGAAGAGACCAACCUUCAAGAAACUGGUGGAAAGGACUGAACUGCUGCUGUCAGAAACCACCAAACAUGAUUACCUGAAUCUCAGCACUAGCAGCUGUGAAGCAUUUGUUUCUCCAGGCCUGCAGAGGGCGCAAAGGCUGAGUUCAGUGGGCAGCUCAACAGCCUCGACUCAACCACUGCUGCAAGCCACCAAUGAAGUUUUCCUGGAACAUCAGACUGUAUAAAAUGUCACAAAGUCACAAAGUUUUUUGUUUUACCUGAAAACCAGUUUACUCAUAGGUUUGACUUAAAGCCAAUGGCCUUAUCCUCCAUUUAAGUUCUGACUCCUUUAAAGACUCCAUGAAAUCGUUUGACGAGCGCAGCUUUUUUUUCCUUUGUUAACGUGCUUCCUGUUAAAACAUUUUGAAUGGCUCGUUGCUUUUUUAAUAGCCAAUAGGCUUUAAAUACAUCACAGCAAUGAUUCAUAAUGUGCUACUUGCUAACUAGUCGCAGGUGAUAUAAGGGGGAGGGACAUUCUUAUUCUAGAGAGCAUUUGAUUGGAUAAAACGGUGUAGUUCAAGACGAGUCAUUAUUAUAUUUAAUCCAUUCUCCUAGACGAAAAAGACUUUACAUUUUAAAUGCAUACAUCAUUUAUAUCAACUUUUGAAAAUGAAAGUUUAUUUGAUCAACUUUUAGGAGCUUCUGUUAGCUUCAAAGCUAAUAGACAGGGACUAACGGCCAUAAAACUCCCAUUUUGAUUUCAUGGGGUCUUUAAUCGUGGCUUAUAAAGUGCAAUCCCUAGGCUUCUCUGCUCUCUGUUUGGCUCAAUGCUACUCCAUUGGCCUUGUCUUCCAGUAUGUUUCAAAUUACUCAAGACUUGCUGCCCAGCAUGUCCAGCCAUGUAACUCCUUGUAGCUGCUAAUGCAUUUCUCUAAAUGGAGCUGGGCUCCAUUUUAUUGUAUUGAUCUACAUAGUAUUUUGGGUGCACGAGCACCACGGCACCAUCCUGAGCCAGGCAAGCAUGUAGACAUAGAAUCGAACAAUGUUACCUCAACAGACAUUUAGAUAAAUGACUAACUCUUCUGAUGACAUCAUAGUCACACACUGCACUAUGUAAUGACUUCAUGUUGUGCGCUCUUCAGUUUUCGUUCUUGACUGGGUGAACAACGGCAAAUACUUAAUUCGACUGAACAGUAUGAUAGAUCAGUGGUAACGACGUUGAACCCAAAGUGAGUCCUGUUUAAUGUUUCAUUUUCAUAAGCACUUAUGUAAUACCAAUGGACUGAGGUUCCUGUACAUUUCUCUACUAGUUUCAGCAUGUGUAAUUACUUUCUCACUGACUGUUAUAAUGCAUUAUUGAUUUGUAGUGUUACAUUGUAUCAUUGUCUACUGGAUUUCCACCUCUUCUGCAAGCUCUUAUAUUUGUCAGACUUAUAAAAGAAAAAGACACAUAGGAGAUGUUUGCAUGCUCGUUUUGGCGAUUUUUUUAAAGUUUGGAAUUGAAUAUUUUAUUUACAUUUGAGCUUUUGAAUAUUAUAUGUAUGGCAUAAAUAAAAGGUUGUUUGGAUUGCACAUUAACAUUUGUUGUAAUAAAAGACAAUGAGUUCCAUUCUUUGAACAUGGCUAACCUGGCUAGCUGAAGUUUCAGGACAACUCUGUAUAAACCAAGAUUUCAGUUCUUCAAAGUGAGCUUAAAGCAAGCAUAACAGAGCAACAUAUCAAACCUCUAUGUUUGUAGAACAGGACUCUGGUCUCAAAAAAAGAAGUGAAAUGUUUUUUGAAUGUUGACUGUGACAAAUAACUUGAAAUGCUUUGAGAUUUUAGAUUUGACUAUGUAAAUAUCUGAUGUGUUAGCUAUUUUUUCAUCUUGUAGAGU